GCAUCGCUGCUCAGGUUCUCCCAUUCAGGCUCUGUUUACCUGGCUGCAGAGGUGACGUCACGUCGACAACAUAUUUCUGCUGCAGCUAAUCACUGGCCUCAAAAGUGCACCAGGCCAGCGAUUUGACAGGUGGUUUCUACUCUAUGCCACUAUGUUCUAUUACCUGAGGAAGAUGCUGAAUAUCCACAUCAAAGUAAAAAGGCGUUGCCGGGCACGACUGGUAUCCAAAGAUGGAAGAUGCAACAUCGAGUUUGGGAAUGUGGAAGAAAAGUCCAGGAUAGCAUUCCUGGACGACAUCUGGACCACUAUUCUGGACUUGAAAUGGAGAUACAAAAUGACUAUUUUUAUUUCAGCCUUUCUGGGGAGUUGGUUCCUGUUUGGUUUGUUGUGGUAUGCAGUUGCCUACUUACACAAAGACCUUCCAGAGUUUGACCCCCCUGUCAAUCACACCCCAUGUGUUGAAAACAUUAAUGGGGUGACUUCUUCGUUUCUCUUCUCUCUGGAAACUCAAGUGACCAUUGGCUAUGGCUUCCGUUGUGUGACCGAGCAGUGUGCUACAGCUAUAUUCCUGCUGAUCACCCAGUCAAUUUUGGGGGUGAUUAUUAACUCCUUCAUGUGUGGAGCCAUCCUUGCUAAAAUCUCUAGACCAAAGAAGAGAGGCAAGACUAUAACUUUCAGCAAGAAUGCAGUUAUUAGUAAGAGAGGAGGAAAGCUGUGUCUACUUAUUAGAGUGGCAAAUCUAAGAAAGAGUCUUCUCAUAGGCAGCCAUAUUUAUGGAAAAUUGCUUAAAACAACCCUCACACCAGAAGGGGAGACGAUCAUUCUGGAUCAAGUAAAUAUUGAGUUUAUAGUGGAUGCCGGAAAUGAGAACCUUUUUUUUGUUUCUCCACUGACAAUCUACCAUGUUAUUGACAAAAACAGCCCCUUCUUUGAGAUGUCAGCAGAGACUCUAGUACAACAUGAUUUUGAGCUGGUGGUCUUUUUAGAUGGCACAGUGGAGGCAACAAGUGCCACCUGUCAGGUCCGUACAUCUUACAUUCCAGAAGAAGUGCUCUGGGGAUUUCGAUUUGCACCUAUUGUGUCGAAAACCAAGGAAGGCAAGUAUCGUGUAGACUUCAGUAACUUCAGCAAGACGGUCGAGGUGGAGACGCCACACUGUGCAUUUUGCCUUUAUAAUGAAAGGGAUGCCAAAGCCAAGCUUAAGAUGGGCUAUGAUAACCCAGCCUUUUCUGUGACUGAGAUUUCAGAGACCACAGAAGCAAAUGAAACGAAAAUGUAGAUGCUGUUUUUUUGUUUUUUUUAAGGAGGUUAUCUGUUUUUGAGGAAGUGAAAGAAAUCUGUUUGAGUCCCCAAGGACAAUAUAGUAUAAAUUCUCUGUGAGAAAGCAAAAUGUUGCAAGUCAGGUUUGAAAAUGUUUUAUUAGAUAUCUGUUGCCUAAAUUGAUAUGAUUGUAGCUGUGCGUCAUUACCGAGGAUGACUUGCAAAAUAAACUAUACCUAUUUUUUUUUUAUAGGAAAAGUCUUUAAUAAAAUUACCACAAUAAUCGCACAGUAGAACACAAAGUGGAUAGUGUCUAAAGCUGCAUACACAGAGUGCUCAUAUAGUAAACUUGUACAUAGGAUAAAACCAUAUAUAUUCUUUCCCAUGCUGUCCUAUACAUUUCACAGUUACUUCAUGCUACAGUAAAGCAUACAUUUAUUGCAAAAA
This is a messenger RNA of Bufo bufo (common toad), 1707 nucleotides long. RefSeq names its product potassium inwardly rectifying channel subfamily J member 1 (gene KCNJ1). NCBI's taxonomy places the organism in Eukaryota, Metazoa, Chordata, Amphibia, Anura, Bufonidae. Gene Ontology annotation, biological process: regulation of monoatomic ion transmembrane transport; potassium ion import across plasma membrane. The transcript has 2 exons. The coding region runs from base 152 to 1279 and encodes 375 amino acids. The record is from RefSeq and is a predicted model, not a curated record. Gene Ontology annotation, cellular component: plasma membrane. Gene Ontology annotation, molecular function: ATP-activated inward rectifier potassium channel activity.